CUUCAAUCUUUAAUGAAGAAACAAAACAGGAGAAGAUGAAUAUAUAACACACACACACACACACACACACACACACACACACACACACACACACACACAGAGAGAGAGAGAGAGAGAGAGAGAGAGAAUUACGCCUACUGAGAAAAGGUUCUGUGAUUUUAAAAACACACAGUCUUAAAAGGUUGUUAAGGAGAUUCUGCUUUUCUGACAGACAACCCCUACACCUUAACCUGCACAGAAAGCUCAGCCCUAAAGCUCCACCUCUGCGCACCUGUAUCCUGUUGCUUUAAUGGCACUCCUGGUUGUAUAUAUAAGGCGGGAGUGAAAUGGAAAGACACACAGUGGUGAACAACAGGGCAUGCCACUACGCCCAGUCAGUGGGCUGGAUCCAAGCUUGUGUUAUGUGUUCUUUUUAUCGUGUUGUUGAUCUAAGAUGUAGGCUGCACUGUUUACUUCUCUCUUUUCAGGGGAAGACAAGAGUAUAUUCAGAGACAAAGAAAUUCAGGGUGUUUCAGGAACCUCAAAUAAAAGGUGUACUACUAUCUGACAAGCAAGAAUAAGAAUUCCUCAAGGGUGUCUACUGCUUUCAACAUACGUACCAUUGAAACUGACUUGACCUCCUGACCACAUCUGUACCAUUCCACCUAUAAUGAGUUCGUGCAGUGUAGACGACACCACCCAAACUCCUGCAAACAGGCCAACUCAGCUGCGGUUGGUGCUGGUGGGUAGAACAGGUUCAGGUAAAAGUGCCACUGGAAACACCAUCUUAGGUAAAAAAUGUUUCCCAUCUAAACUAUGCAUGACCUCAGUGACAAAGCAAUGCCAGAAGGAAUGUGGACUAGUCCAGGGGCGGAGCCUGGCUCUGAUUGACACUCCUGGCUGGUUCGACACCUCCCUCCAGCAAAAUGAGAUAGAACAGGAAGUGCUAAGAUGUAUGGUCAUGUGUUCACCUGGACCACAUGCAUUUCUGCUCAUCAUACCAAUCGCUCGCUUCACAGAGGAGCAGCAGCAGACUGUAAAUAUGAUUCAGGAAACUUUUAAGGAGAACAUCAAUGACCACACAAUCAUCAUAUUUACCCGUGCAGACGAGCUGGAAGGAGAGCCAAUUGAGGAUUUUAUAUCAAAACAGGACAAAAUAAUCCAGGAUCUUAUUGCACGAUUUAGUGGGCGUUUCUUGGCUUUCAACAACAAGAACCUAGAGAACGGGGACCAGCUGAAACAGCUCCUGAAGAAGCUGGAUGAGCUGCUGGAACAGAACGAGUACCGUCACUUCACCAACCAGAAAAUGGUGGUUGUAGAGAAGGCACUAGUAAUGUUGGAACAGAAAAAGCAAGAAAAACUAGCUGAAGCAAUUAACAAGGCCAAGCAGGAAGUAAGGCAGAAGGCUGAACUUCGCCGGGCCAACAUCAUUAAAGCCCUGGAGGAGGAGAAGCAAGAGAUAGAAAGACAAAGGAUGUACAUCCAAGGCAAAAUCAAUAAAUUAGUUUUUGAGAUAAGAGAUGAAAAUGUUGAAGAUCCACACAGGCUGCAGUCGCUGCAUGAAUCUCUACAUAGUGCAAAAAACAGCCUUGGAAACCUGGAGAAAGAGAAGGAGUUAAAGAUAAAGGAAUGUGAAGUAAAGAUAAGGAAACUGGAAAUAUGGAUCAAGGAAGAAGAGCAGAGAAGAGAGCAAGAGGAGAGAGAAAAAGCUUCAAAUGAGGAUGAACACAAAUGGUAUUAUGAUGAAAAAUAUUUCACUAUUGUGAAGUACCUUGUUGUUUUUUUGGGAGGCGCUGGAGCUGGAGUUGCAAUUUGGUUGGCACCUGCACUUUUUUCCAGUGCAGUAACUAUAGCACAGGCAUCAGAGUUAACUGCAGUGCUCGGACCAUGUCUUUCUAUUGCUGUGACAACAGUGGUUUCAAAAGCAGUUUCUGUUGCAGGUCGCUUGUUGACUAGCUCUUGUUCCAUUCAGUAACCCAAAAGCAUAUCAUAUAUCUUCAUCAUAUAUCUGUUUGAUCAUAGAGGUUUAUAAGAAUCUGUAAUGUUUCCUUAUGUGGUCUGUGAGUGAUAAAUCUGUCUCAAUGUUGGCAUGUUUAAAUGGUCUCGAAAUAGCAAGCAACCCUGCCCUAACUCCUGAAUCAAUUCUGUCAUAAGUGAAAAGACAUUUAUUGCCAGAGUUUUCCUGUGAAAAGGGAUUCCUUUGUUUUGAGGUAUCAGUGAAUCACACUGAAUGCUACAUGUAUAGAAUAUAAAGGGUAAUCAAUGUGUGUAACUACAAAGUUUACUAAUGUUUGGAUAUGUUAAUGGGGUAUAAUCUAAUGCAUAUAGCUAACAGUUAGAAUUAUUUGUGGAAAGCAUUAUCUAAAUCCAUAGUACACUUGUUGAUCAAGUUAUAUUCUAAGUGUGUACUGAGUUAGAUGAAUUCUGUGUCUUACUAAACAUUAGGCCUAAUUGUUUUCUGUGUCAGUCCGUUCCUCUCUGCACAGCAGGUGUAAUCUAAAACUAUAAAACACUUUCUAACAAGUGACAUUCCAAGUGUGUACAUUAAGAACCUUGUGUUUUGCCUAAAGCAACUUUACUCUAUGGAAAAAAAAAGAAAAAGAAAAAGAAAAAUGCAAUUAGACACAUACCACAACUGGGUUUCCAACCAAAACCCUCUAAGCUUGCAAAUCAAAAGAAAAGAUAAGACUUCCAGGAGGAAGGGUACCAGGCUGAGACUAUAGGGUGAAUUAUGGGACAAAGUAAAAACCCUUGUCUGGUAAAACUUUUAAAGAAAAUACAACUGACAAUGCAUGCGCCACAAAUAUAAGGUAUCAUAUGUAUAUGAAUAAUUAGUUAGGGCAAUGGAGAUUGGUCUGUUUCUAGAAAGAAAAGGUGAAUGCCCUGCGUACGGAUAAUUUUACCGCUUCAGAGAGGUAUAUAAAGACAUGUUUGUGUAUGUAUAAUUCGGACUUUCUGCAGAAUGUCUCGUUUUAUUGUUUCGAUAAAGUUUAUUUGCUUUUUGACAUCUACUAACCCUCUGUCUCUGAUGUUUUUUGACGUAGGCUGAAAAGAUUGUUUUCCACGACACAUGGCGUGUUAGAAAUACUAAGUUGGCGCUUAAAAUUCAAUUUAAGUUAAUAAGAUCAACAUGGAAAGUUGCCCUCUCCAAAAUGGCGCGGUAGCAUACCAAUAAGACACCAUUUCUUCCUCUGUCCUCAGAGUAGUUGAAAUGUCUUUGUCGCCCUCUUGUGGUUGGUUGCAGUUCAAGUCUUAUUCUAGUCCAAUCAAGGAAAUUGGUUAAACUACAUUGCUCAUAAUACGAUGUAGUUUAACCGAUUUCCUUGGAACGUCAUAUUAUUAUUUCCUUUGGGCUAUGUAAAGACUCAUAUUAUCUUGCAUGAGAUAACAUGAAACUUCAUUUAUAAACAGUAACUACAUAAACCAAUAUUUAAAACUAAUGUAUAGGUCUACCUUUUCUUAUAAAUAAAUGUACCUCCUCCCUGAGCGGCAUUAAAUAUGUUUAUAUUGAAAGUUUGUGAUGUGUUUAGUGAUUCUGGUGCUGAACUUUGAGGAGCUAGCUGUUGUCGGCUGCACUAAUGUCACAGAGGGACACUGCUAGUUCAGAUACAAUGCAGGUAUAAUACAUAAACUUGAAUGAUAGUCAGGUUUCUCUGUUGACUCCUAAAAACAAAAGAUACAAGACCUUCUUUUCACACUCACUAUUUUCCAACCAACGUUCAAUGCUGUUAAUAAGAAAUCCAGCAUAGUAGUAGUAGUAGUAGUAGACAUCAAACGUUGGACUCAAUUUCCAGAAUGGCAUGCUGAUGGGAGGAAACCCACUGGAAGAGCAACCCAAGCUCGGUAUCAAACCAUGAACCCUUGAGCUGUGAACUACCAACAAUACCUCCUGCAGCACUGUAUCUCCUACUUCUAUGUGAUAUUGGUGUUUUUUCAGGUUGCUGUGCCAUGAAUGACAAAGUGUUCUUGUUGAGUAAGAACUUUUUGCUAGUGUUUGGUAAAGCGUGAGUUGAUUUUGAAAUAUUUUUGAAAUAUGUAAUCCAACGCCUGUUUAUCGACAAUAAUAUCUUUGUCUAUUAUGCAAUUGUCUAUUAUGCAAAAUACUUGAAUGCAUUAACAAAAUAAAAAAGUAAUCGUCA
Messenger RNA from Ictalurus punctatus (channel catfish), 4118 nucleotides. Its product is annotated as GTPase IMAP family member 4. The coding region runs from base 650 to 1954 and encodes 434 amino acids. The record is from RefSeq and is a predicted model, not a curated record. Gene Ontology annotation, molecular function: GTP binding. Lineage: Eukaryota; Metazoa; Chordata; Actinopteri; Siluriformes; Ictaluridae. The transcript has 4 exons.